AUGAUCAAGUCUAUGUUGUCUUUCUCCCUUCUCCUCCUCCUUUCCUCCUGCCUGUCUCGCCCCAUGUCCUCUCAAUCCGAUAACUCGGAUCUCCUGUCAUCUCGCGGUAAUCUCGAGCACUCCCGCCCUGCCGACCAGCGCGUCGCUCCUCUCCCUCGCUUCCUGGCGCUUCCGCCUCGCCUCGUGGAUGUUGCUCAGGCACUCUGCUCCGUCGCUGCGUACCGUGACCCUCCAGUCUGCCUUGGCUCCCAGGGUCUCCGUGCUGCGGAUCUCGGGUCUUCGUCGAGCCGCGCUUGGGUAGGCGACUGGCAAAGGAGGCAGACUCCGAACUUUGGAAGUCACGUGGCUUCCAAAGUUCAGUCUGAUAGGUUUCCGGAACUUCGGAAGUCACGAGUGACAGGACUCGGGGAACUCGAUGCGGCCCUUACAACAGCCAUUGGCCGCAGGUUCGAGGUGCCGGGGCAUCACGGCGUCCGGCUAUCCGAGUCACCCGAGUCACGUUGCCGUAUCUUGGCCUAUCUUGGCAGUCACGGGAUCCGCGGGGCGGCCCUGCAGGCCGCCGGACGCCCAGCGGCCCAAGGGCCAGUGACCGACGGUACGUUCCUUCUUUUCGCGACGAAUUUGCUCAAGCCUCUGUUCUUUCAGUACCUUGAGAUUCUCAACAGCUUUCAAGCGCCCAAGUUGCGACCGCAUGGCCUCUUCCGCUUCUUCGACAAGGUGAUUGAAGUUCUCCAUGCUCUGCUGCGAGAUUCCACCGGCGAAGUUGUCAUGGGUUUGGCGCUCUUGCAAUUCCUUCGUCUGGAAUUCCAGCUGAAGCUACGGAUAUGCCAGCAAGUAGUGACUUGUAAAGUCGUCGGGCAAGGAAACAUCUGA
Messenger RNA from Guillardia theta CCMP2712, 873 nucleotides. RefSeq lists its product as hypothetical. The record is from RefSeq and is a predicted model, not a curated record. The coding region runs from base 1 to 873 and encodes 290 amino acids. NCBI's taxonomy places the organism in Eukaryota, Cryptophyceae, Pyrenomonadales, Geminigeraceae. The transcript is spliced from 8 exons.